Perca fluviatilis (European perch) is the source of this 3259-nucleotide messenger RNA. RefSeq names its product zinc finger protein 91-like. The coding region runs from base 267 to 3185 and encodes 972 amino acids. The transcript has 4 exons. NCBI's taxonomy places the organism in Eukaryota, Metazoa, Chordata, Actinopteri, Perciformes, Percidae. The record is from RefSeq and is a predicted model, not a curated record.
AGAUCAGACAUGUGGAGGCUGCUCUGGAUCAGAAUGUCUGCCAUUGUGUGAACCGAUAAAAGGUCCAAGGUCACCCUAAACUAUCUCUCUCUCCGCAGAUUAAUUUCUCCGCUGGCAGCUGAGAUAAACCGGAUGUGUGACCUCGGGGUGGAAGUGGGGCAGAGGCUCCAGGAUGUCUCCUGUGUUUAGAUUGCCUCUCAUCUGUGGGACGAGACCCUUCUGACUUCAGGACGUCCGUCUGAAUUAGUUCCCCCUGAAGAACCAGAAUGAGUUCUCCACAAAAGAAACGGAGUGGAAGAAGAGUCAAACGUCACCGCUGUCACCACUGUGACAAAUCCUUCACAACUUCAGCCUCUUUAAAGAUUCAUCAGAGACUUCACACUGGAGACAAACCAUACAGCUGUGAUCAAUGUGGGGCAGCUUUCACAAACCAGAACCACCUAAAAAGUCAUCAACACAUUCACACUGGAGAUAAACCUUACAGCUGUGAUCAAUGUGGGGCUGCUUUCAGACAACAGAGUAACCUAAAAAGACAUCAACUCAUUCAUACUGGAGACAAACCUUACAGCUGUGAUCAGUGUGGGGCAGCUUUCAGACUACAGGAAACCCUAAAAAGACAUCAACUCAUUCAUACUGGAGACAAACCUUAUAGCUGUGAUCAAUGUGGGGCAGCUUUCAUACUACAGGAUACCCUAAAAAGACAUCAACUCAUUCACACUGGAGACAAACCUUACAGCUGUGAUCAAUGUGGGGCAGCUUUCACACAGCAGAGUCACGUAAAAAGACAUCAACGCAUUCACACUGAAGACAAACCUUACAGCUGUGAUCAAUGUGGGGCAGCUUUCAGACAACAGGGUACCCUAAAAAGACAUCAACGCAUUCACACGGGAGAAAAGCCGUACAGCUGUGAUCAAUGUGGGAAAACCUUUUCUCUGAGUGGUGCCCUUAAAUCUCACCAGCGCAUUCACACUGGAGAGAAGCCAUACUGGUGUGAACAAUGUGGGGAAACCUUUUCUCAGUUUAAUAACCUUAAAUGUCACCAGCGCAUUCACACUGGAGAGAAGCCGUACUGGUGUGGACAAUGUGGGAAAACCUUUUCUCACAAUAGGGACCUUAAAACACACCAGCGAAUUCACACUGGAGAGAAGCCGUACUGGUGUGAACAAUGUGGGAAAACGUUUUAUGAUAGUGGUAACCUUAAAUCUCACCAGCGCAUUCACACUGGAGAGAAGCCGUACUGGUGUGGACAAUGUGGGAAAACCUUUUCUCACAAUAGGGACCUUAAAACACACCAGCGAAUUCACACUGGAGAGAAGCCGUACUGGUGUGAACAAUGUGGGAAAACGUUUUGUGAUAGUGGUAACCUUAAAUCUCACCAGCGCAUUCACACUGGAGAAAAGCCUUACUGCUGUGGACAAUGUGGAGAAACUUUUGCCCAUAGUAGUAACCUUAAAAAACACAAGCGCAAUCACACUGGAGAAAAGCCGUACAGCUGUGAACAAUGUGGUAAAACUUUUUCUGAUAGUUAUAGCCUUAAAAAACACCAGCGCAUUCACACUGGAGAAAAGCCGUACAGCUGUGAACAAUGUGGGAAAACCUUUUCUCUGAGUGAUCACCUCAAAUCUCACCAGCGCAUUCACACUGGAGAGAAGCCGUACUGGUGUGGACAAUGUGGGAAAACCUUUUCUCAUAGUUCUAACCUUAAAUCUCACCAGCGCAUUCACACUGGAGAGAAGCCGUACAGCUGUGGACAAUGUGGGAAAACCUUUUCUCACCAUAGUACCCUUAAAUCUCACCAGCUCAUUCACAAACCGAGAGGAAAAGGAGUCAAACGUCACCACUGUCACCACUGUGACAAAUCCUUCACAACAUCAGGAUAUUUAAAGAUUCAUCACAGAGUUCACACUGGAGAAAAGCCAUACAGCUGUGAUCAAUGUGGGGCAACUUUCACACAACAGAGUAACCUAAAAACACAUCAAAGCAUUCACACUGGAGACAAACCUCACAGCUGUGAUCAAUGUGGGGCAGCUUUCACACUACAGAGACACCUAAAAAGCCAUCAACGCAUUCACACUGGAGAGAAGCCGUACAGCUGUGAUCAAUGUGGGGCAGCUUUCACACACCAGGUUGCCCUUAAAACACAUCAACGCAUUCAUACUGGAGAGAAGCCGUAUAGCUGUGAUCAAUGUGGGGCAGCUUUCACACGCCAGGAUAUCCUAAAAAACCAUCAACGCAUUCAUACUGGAGACAAACCAUACAGCUGUGAUCAAUGUGGGGCAUCUUUCAGACAACAGAGUAACCUAGAAAACCAUCGACGCAUUCACACUGGAGAGAAGCCUUACAGCUGUGGUAAAUGUGGGGCAGCUUUCACACAAAAGGGAGACCUUAAAACUCACCAGCGCAUUCACACUGGAGAGAAGCCGUACAGCUGUGAACAAUGUGGAGAAACCUUUUCUCAAAGUAGUAACCUGAAAUCUCACCAGCGCAUUCACACUGGAGAGAAGCCGUACAGCUGUAAACAAUGUGGGGAAGCUUUUUCUCAAAGUGGUGCCCUUAAAUCUCACCAUCAGCGUAUUCACACUGGACAGAAGCCGUACUGGUGUGAACAAUGUGGGAAAACUUUUUCUCAGAGUGGUGAACUUAAAUCUCACGAGCGCAUUCACACUGGAGAGAAGCCGUACAGCUGUGAACAAUGUGAGGAAACUUUUUCUCAUGGUGGCAGCCUGAAAUCUCACCAGCGCACUCACACUGGAGAGAAGCCGCACUGGUGUGAACAAUGUGGAAAAACGUUUUCUCAGAGUAUUGAACUUAAAGUACACCAACGUAUUCACACUGGAGAGAAGCCCUACAGCUGUGAACAAUGUGGGAAAUUCUUUUCUCAGAGUAGUAACCUUAGAUCUCACCAGCGCACUCACACUGGAGAAAAGCCGUACUGGUGUGAACAAUGUGGAAAAACCUUUUCUCAUAGUGAGAACCUUAAAAAACACCAGCGCAUUCACACUGGAGAGAAGUCGUAUAGCUGUGAACAAUGUGGAAAAACAUUUUCUCGUGGUGAUACCCUUAAAUCUCACCAGCGCAUUCACACUGGAGAGAAGCCGUACAGCUGUGAACAAUGUGGGAAAACGUUUUCUCAGAGUAGUCACCUUAAAUCUCAUCAACAGCGCUAUCAUACUGCCCCGUUGUGAACAUGUUUCCUACGAGGCGGUUUAACAAGUUUAAAGGCUCGGACACACCAACCUGACAGCUAACCUUCGGCAGA